CCAUAUCUUCAAUUUUUGCAAAAUUGACUUUGCAUUCUCUCAAGGGUUUUCAUCGUCCCCAAACUUUUUUAACCUAAAUUCCGGCCGAUCAAACCACCAUGUCGUCGUCGAAGAUGAUCGUUUUGAAGAGUUCCGACGGAGAAACCUUCGAGGUCGAAGAGGCGGUGGCGUUGGAGUCACAAACGAUCAAACAUAUGAUCGAAGACGACUGCGCCGACACCAGCAUACCGCUACCAAACGUCACAAGCAAGAUCCUAUCGAAGGUUAUCGAGUACUGCAAGAAGCAUGUGGAGACACCGAAGACCGAUGAUAAGACAGCUGAAGAGGAUCUGAAAUCGUUUGAUUCCGAGUUUGUUAAAGUGGAUCAAGGGACUCUCUUCGAUCUGAUAUUGGCUGCAAACUAUCUGAACAUCAAGAGCUUAUUGGAUUUGACUUGUCAAACGGUUGCUGACAUGAUCAAGGGGAAGACUCCAGAAGAGAUUCGCAAGACUUUCAACAUCAAAAAUGACUUCACUCCAGAGGAGGAAGAGGAAGUGCGCAGGGAGAAUGCAUGGGCAUUUGAGUAAAUUCUAGAACCCCUAAGUUGUUUAUAAUCAAAGAGUCUUAUAAAAUGUUAAUGGGUUUUCGUGCUUUUCUUAGAAAAUGAACCUUGGAAAAAGAUUGUUAAUGUCUUCAAAUCUUUGGUGGAUGUUUUUGUUAUGUUGGAUAUGAUUAUCGUCUUUGUGUUGGUGGUUGAA
Lactuca sativa (garden lettuce) is the source of this 737-nucleotide messenger RNA. Its product is annotated as SKP1-like protein 1B. NCBI's taxonomy places the organism in Eukaryota, Viridiplantae, Streptophyta, Magnoliopsida, Asterales, Asteraceae. Gene Ontology annotation, biological process: ubiquitin-dependent protein catabolic process. The record is from RefSeq and is a predicted model, not a curated record.